Messenger RNA from Rhizoctonia solani, 4320 nucleotides. Its product is annotated as ABC transporter G family member 11. The record is from RefSeq and is a predicted model, not a curated record. Gene Ontology annotation, biological process: transmembrane transport. The transcript is spliced from 18 exons. Bases 1 to 4320 code for a protein of 1439 amino acids. NCBI's taxonomy places the organism in Eukaryota, Fungi, Basidiomycota, Agaricomycetes, Cantharellales, Ceratobasidiaceae. Gene Ontology annotation, molecular function: ATP binding; ATP hydrolysis activity; ABC-type transporter activity. Gene Ontology annotation, cellular component: membrane.
AUGUCUCGUUACAACUCUGGGAUCGCGUCCGACCCAGCGACGGCCGUACCCUCGCGAGCGCCGUCCGAGACCAUCGAUAUGCAGGACACUGAAAAACAUCAACACCAGAACACCGGCAUCAACGUUCACAACGCUGAAAAACAGUUCAACGACCUCGCCCGUCGCUUGACUCGCCAGAGCACACACCAUGACGAAAAAGGCGCCUCAGACCCUGACAUCGAGAAUCAGCAGUCCUUCGACCUGCUCGAGUACCUGCGCUCCACCUCAGGCAAGCAGAACCAGGCAGGUUUUGCUCACAAGCACGUCGGAGUCACCUUCCACGACCUGCGCGUAAUCGGUGUCGGAGGUGUCAAGAUUUACGUGCGAACCUUUCCUGACGCCGUAAAGGAGUUCCUGCUCUCACCUCUCUAUAUCGCUGCAUCGCUACUAGGCAAGAAGCCGAGUGCGCCAAAGACGAUCUUGCACUCGUUCAAUGGUACUGUCCGACCCGGCGAGAUGGUUCUUGUCCUGGGACGUCCUGGGUCCGGAUGCUCUUCGUUCCUCAAGACAAUCGCGAACCAACGCGGUAGCUUCCUUGAGGUCACAGGUGAUGUGCGGUACGCUGGGAUUGGGGCUCAGGAGUUCGGCAAGCAGUUUGCUGGAGAGACUGUAUACAAUAUGGAGGGCAAGUGGGAUUAUGACAUUCACUACCCGAUCUUGACGGUUGCACAGACGCUUCAGUUUGCACUGAGCCUCAAGUCUCCCGGGCGGCGUCUUCCUGAACAGACUCGGGCUCAGCUCAACGAUGAGGUUCUGGACAUGCUUCUAUCUAUGCUCAAUAUCACCCACACCCGUGAUACAGUUGUUGGUAACGAAUUCAUGCGCGGAGUCUCAGGAGGGGAGCGGAAGCGAGUGUCUAUUGCCGAGAUGAUGGCAACUCGCGCAUGCGUCCUGUCCUGGGACAACUCCACUCGCGGUCUCGACGCCUCCACUGCUCUCGACUAUGCCAAGUCUCUUCGCAUCAUGACCGACAUCUUCAAGCUCACCACCUUCGUCUCCCUCUACCAAGCCGGCGAGGGCAUCUACGACCAGUUCGACAAGGUGCUGCUGAUCGACGAAGGUCGUCAGGUGUACUUUGGACCUGCCAAGGAGGCACGGGACUAUAUGCUGUCGCUUGGGUUCCGCAACUUGCCUCGUCAGACGACUGCGGACUACCUUACCGGCUGCACUGACCCAAACGAGCGUGCAUUUGCCGAGGGUCGGUCUGAGGUAGAUGUGCCAUCGACUCCGGACCAGCUUGCUGAAGCGUUCGAGCGAAGCAAGUACUGGUCGCAGAUGGUUGCGGAGCGCGAAGCGGUAGAGGAGGAAUGGCGACGGGAAGAGAACGAGGCGUCUGGUGCGCGAGGGCAGUUCCUGCAGGCGACGAAGGAGGAGAAGCGGAAGCAUGUGUCUCGGAAGGACCCGCACGUUGUUACGUUCUUGAGCAUGGUGAAGACGCUUGUGUGGCGUCAGUGGCUGAUGCAGAUCCAAGACACGUUCUCCAUUUUCACUAGUUUUGCCACGGCUAUUAUCAUUUCGAUUCUUUCCGGUACUGUCUAUCUAAACUUACCUCUCACCUCUGCUGGCGCUUUCACCCGCGGAGGAGUCAUUUUUCUUGCACUCUUGUUCAACGCCCUCAAUGCGUUCAGCGAACUGCCUGCCAUGAUGACUGGUCGACCGAUCCUCUACAAACAAUUGUCCUACCGCUUUUACCGAGCAAGCGCGCUAUCCGUAGCACAGACCAUCACUGAUAUUCCCCUCACUGCUAUCCGAAUCUUGAUCUUCUCUAUUAUCAUAUAUUUCAUGUGUGGUCUUCAACGAAGCGCGGGCGCAUUCUUUACGUUUUAUCUAUUCAUCUAUAUCACGUUCUUAGCUAUGGCCGCUUUCUUCCGCCUAAUUGGUAUUAUCUGUCAAGGCUAUGACAUGGCUGCCCGUUUGGCGGCAUCUAUUGUUACUCUAAUGGUCGUUUAUUCUGGUUAUAUGAUCCCUGUUUAUGCUAUGAAGCGAUGGCUGUUCUGGAUCUGGUAUUUGAACCCUGUGAAUUAUGGCUUUGCUGCAAUGAUGGAAAACGAGUUUUACCGUAUUGACAUGAACUGCGACGGCAAUUAUAUUAUCCCGCAUAAUGUCGGAGAUAUUACCAAGUAUCCUACCACACUCGGUCCCAACCAAGUUUGUACUCUCCUCGGGGCUUCUCCGGGACAAAGCCAGGUGUCUGGUGACGCAUACAUUGCGGCCGGUUUUGAAUACCAGAAGGCUCACAUCUGGCGUAACUUGGGGAUCGUUCUGCUCUACUGGUUUGGCUUUAUUGUUUUGCAGAUUCUGGCUAUGGAGAAAUUCCAGCAUGGUGCCAAUGCUGUAGCGAUAACUAUUUAUGCCAAGGAGACCAAAGAAACCAAGGAGCUGAACAUGCGCUUGAAGGAACGCAAAGCCUCGGCUCGCAAAGGGCAGGACGACCAGAAUGUCGUCGUAACCAAAUCAACCAAGGCUUUCACCUGGGAGAAUCUUGACUACACUGUCCCUGUUCCCGGCGGCACCCGCCAGCUCCUCAACAAGGUCUUCGGCUACGUCAAGCCCGGUACUCUCACCGCUCUCAUGGGUGCAUCUGGAGCCGGCAAGACCACCCUGCUCGACGUCCUGGCCGGUCGCAAGACCAUCGGUGUCAUCCACGGUGACGUCCUCAUCGGCGGCGAGCGCACUGGUAUCGCCUUCCAGCGUGGCACCGCAUACUGCGAGCAGCUCGACGUCCACGAGUCCACUGCCACCGUCCGCGAGGCUCUCCGCUUCUCCGCAUAUCUCCGCCAGCCAUACGACGUCUCGAAGGAAGAAAAGGACACAUACGUAGAGGAGGUCAUUGCUCUGCUCGAGAUGGAGGACAUUGCCGAUGCCAUGAUCGGCCAGCCUGGUGUCGGACUCGGUGUCGAAGCUCGCAAGCGUGUGACGAUCGGUGUGGAGCUGGCAGCCAAGCCUCAGUUGCUGCUGUUCCUGGACGAGCCGACGUCGGGCCUUGACGGGCAGUCUGCGUACAACAUUGUGCGGUUCCUGAAGAAGCUAGCUGCUGGUGGACAGGCGAUCCUGUGCACGAUCCAUCAGCCUAACGCACUUCUGUUUGAGCAAUUCGACAACCUGCUUCUGCUGCAGCGUGGGGGUGAAUGCGUGUACUUUGGACCUAUCGGCAAGGACAGUCAGCAUCUGUUCAUGCUGGAAGCCAUCGGUGCUGGGUCUCGGGAACGGAUUGGGCCGACUGACUGGGCGGAGCUAUGGCGGCAGAGCGAGAACUUUGCUCGUGUGAAGGAAGAGAUUGCAGAGAUCAAGGAGGAUGCAGCACGGCAAGUGGCAGUAGUGGAUCCGAAUGCGAACAAGAAGUACGCGACGCCGUUCAUGUACCAGCUGAGGGUGGUAUCAGAGCGCACUCUUACUGCUUUCUGGCGUCAGCCUGAUUACGGCUUUACUCGCUUAUUCACCCACGGCGUUAUCGCUCUGAUUACUAGCUUGACAUUCCUGCAACUCGGCAACUCGACCCAAGAACUACAAUAUCGCGUGUUCUCGAUUUUCAUUGCAACUAUCAUGCCGGCUAUCAUUAUCUCCCAAGUCGAACCGAUGUUUAUCAUCGCGCGUAUGAUCUUCAUUCGUGAAUCCUCGUCUCGGAUGUAUUCCGAAUUUGCAUUUGCUCUGGCCAGCUUAUGGCUGAAAUGCCCUACUCUUGUUUACUUCCUACUGUUCUAUUACCCUACUGGGUUCCAGUACGCUUCGGAUCGCGCAGGGUAUCAAUUCUUGAUGUUCUUGGUGACAGAGGUCUUCGCCGUGACUCUAGGGCAAAUGAUCGCUGCUUUGACCCCGACGGUCUUCAUCGCGGGUCUGCUUAAUCCGUUCAUCCUAGUGACAUUCUCAUUAUUUUGCGGUGUCAUGAUUCCCAAGGACUCGAUUCCCAAGUUUUGGCGUGUCUGGCUCUACCAACUCGACCCGUUCACGCGUUUGAUUUCGGGUAUGGUUUCUACCGAGUUGCAUGGUCUCAAGAUUACUUGCUCCCCUCUCGAGUUUGCUGUCUUCCAGCCUCCUCAGGGACAGACAUGCCUUCAGUGGGCUGGAGACUUUGUCAAUGCCAGUGUGGGCUACUUGGAUAACCCUGGUUCCACCUCUGAUUGCCGCUAUUGCCCAUACGAGUAUGGCGAUGACUUUUACAGUGGGCUUGGAAUUUCGUUCGAUACUCGUUGGCGAGACUUUGGAAUCCUUAUUGCGUUUACGGUGUUCAACACGAUCGUGACACUAAUCGCAUCGAGGGUAUUCAAGUUCUCAAAGCGAUAG